Cajanus cajan (pigeon pea) is the source of this 911-nucleotide messenger RNA. Its product is annotated as ethylene-responsive transcription factor CRF5. NCBI's taxonomy places the organism in Eukaryota, Viridiplantae, Streptophyta, Magnoliopsida, Fabales, Fabaceae. Gene Ontology annotation, molecular function: DNA binding; DNA-binding transcription factor activity. Gene Ontology annotation, biological process: regulation of DNA-templated transcription. The record is from RefSeq and is a predicted model, not a curated record.
UUGAGGAGAUUCACUCCAUGGAAUCCAAAUUGAGUGAGCAAAAAGUUGUCACUUACAAGCAUGUCAAACCUUCCAUUGUGAAGGCACUACCAAAGGUAGUUCGUAUUUCAGUGACGGACCCGUAUGCCACAGAUGAUGAAGAUGAGGAUGAAGAUGAAGGGUUGGUUAGAAUCAAGAAGUUUGUAAACGAGAUCAGAAUGGUGGAUAAUCACUGUUCAACUAACACUGAGUCCCCUGUUCAUGUGAAACAUCACCACAAGGAGAGAGUCAUCACAGCAAAAACUGAGAAAGGUAAUGGAAGAAAGUUUAGAGGAGUUCGUCAAAGGCCAUGGGGAAGAUGGGCUGCAGAAAUCAGAGAUCCUGUGAAGAGGACAAGAGUGUGGUUAGGGACUUAUGACACUCCUGAAGAAGCUGCCAUGGUUUAUGACAAAGCAGCUAUAAACUUUAGAGGCUCUAAUGCUCUCACUAACUUCAUCAAGCCUCCUACAAGUGAAGAAAACAUCAACACUGAUGUUGUUUUUGAUUAUGGUCUUAAUGAAUCUGAAGAUAGUGUGAGUGGUUUGGUUGAGAAUGAGAAUGUGAGUAGUGGGAAUGAUUCAAGCAAAGAGUCUCAUUUGCCUUCACCAACUUCUGUGCUUGGAUUUCGACAUUUUAUGUUGGAGGAGAUUUCUGAAACAGAUGGUGUGAUCAGAGAGGACCCAAGUUUGCUAGAUAGUUUUUUGUUUUCAGAUUCAUCAUCCAUUGAUAGUUAUUUCAAUUUUGAAACUCCUCCACCAGUUUUUCUUCAUGAAACUAGUGCGACGGAACCUGUUUUUCAUGACAAUUUCAGUGAUAUUUCCCAUCUUGUCAGUAAGGAUUUUCAAUUUUGUAAUUGGGAUAUAGAUAGUUACUUCAAUGAUCUUUUUCAGUGA